AUGGAUCUCCCUCCUGGUAUUCAUGUAACCUCUAAGGAAGGUGUUGUGUGUAAGCUGCGGAAGUCUUUAUAUGGAUUGAAGCAGUCUCCAAGAGCGUGGUUUGGGAGAUUUGCAGCAUCUAUGAAUAAAUUUGGGUAUGUGCAGAGUAACUCAGACCAUACUUUGUUUCUAAAGUGUCAUAAAGAGAUUGGAAUGUUAGAUUGUAAACCAAUUGAUACCCUUAGUGAACAGAAUCAUAAGUUGGAGUUGUAUCCUAAUCAAGUCCCUACAGAUAAAGAGCGUUAUCAACGACUUGUGGGAAAAUUGAUUUAUUUAUCUCAUACACGUCCUGAUAUUGCAUAUUCAGUGAGUGUAGUGAGUUAA
Molecule: messenger RNA, 363 nt
Organism: Prunus armeniaca (apricot)
Lineage: Eukaryota; Viridiplantae; Streptophyta; Magnoliopsida; Rosales; Rosaceae
Source: the annotation of a GenBank genome assembly